UCUUUCAAAGUGUGUCUAAAGCAAAGGCUCAGAAAUUGGACCAAGACUGACCAAGCAACAGCAAGCUGAGAAGUUAUGGAUAUUGCCAUUCAGUACCCGUGGUUCAGACGUGCCCUGAACUACCCCCCUCGCCUCUUUGACCAGUUCUUUGGUGAAGGUCUAUUUGAUCAUGACCUUUUCCCUUUUUCUUCCUCUACCAUCAGCCCUUACUAUCGCCACUCCCUCUUCCGCAGUUUUCUGGACUCCUCCAACUCUGGCAUCUCUGAGGUGAGGUCUGACAGGGACAGGUUCAUGGUUUACCUAGAUACAAAGCACUUCUCUCCUGAGGAACUCAACGUAAAGGUGGUAGAUGACUAUGUGGAGAUUCAUGGCAAGCAUGCAGAGAGACAGGACGACCAUGGCUACAUCUCACGAGAGUUCCACCGCCGCUACCGUCUUCCCUCCAACGUGGAUCAGUCAGCCAUCACCUGUUCACUUUCAGGUGAUGGCCUGCUCAACAUCUGUGGCCCAAAAACAAGUGGCUCAGAAUAUGGGCGUGGAGAUCGCACCAUUCCUGUCACCCAAGAUGACAAAACCAAUCCUGCCCCUUCCUCUUAGACAAGUGGUUGAGGGGAUAUGAGCAUGGCUCAACAGGGGCUCAAUUUAAAUCUUUAGAUUAUUAUUAUUAUCUAGUAUAAAAGGGACAAACAGAUUAAGAGGGAUGGAUGGCCACUGUUUGGGAAGUUCUUUCAAAUCUGACCGCUCUAGAAUGUAACCAGAUUUAGGAAGCUGAUUUACUUUUCUUUGAAGAAGUUCAAAAGUGCAAAAAAAAUGUUUUUUUGGUUAAAAAAAAAGAUUUCUGUUAAGUAGGGCUAUGAUUUGCAAGA
Molecule: messenger RNA, 866 nt
Organism: Tachysurus vachellii
Lineage: Eukaryota; Metazoa; Chordata; Actinopteri; Siluriformes; Bagridae
Gene: cryaa
Product: crystallin, alpha A
Exons: 3
Coding region: 76-597 (173 amino acids)
Biological process (GO): protein refolding; response to heat; lens development in camera-type eye
Molecular function (GO): structural constituent of eye lens; protein folding chaperone
Source: RefSeq, a predicted model, not a curated record